AUGCCUCAAAAAAUUCGAAAAUUAGUUGUGUCAGGACCGAAAGACUCGGGGAAAACGUCAUGGGCGUGCGUUCUGCACAGAAUCGUUCCCUCCGAACGAGUUGCCUCCAUAACGAGCGAGAAGCAAUUCUCGGCGUCGAUGAUAAAUGACUCGACGGAACUUGUUGUAAUCGACGACUGGUCUUCGUACACGAUGCAAUCCGACCUAGCUAAAACGCUUCUGCAGGGUGGAUGGUUGGUCUCGGCCGUCAAACAUGAACAGCCUAAGUGCGUCUGGAACAAUAGUCCGUUCUAUAUAACGACGAACACUGUUCCCGACUUCGGGAAAGAAAUGGAAAACGUCGAACGACGAAUUUCUGUUUACGAAACUCAAUCGUUGCCGAGGACAACCGCAGGAAUCGACAAAUGGAUCUAUGAACACGCAAUGGACUGCUUGGUUUGGACCGCAAACCAGAUAACGGCCAACAUCGAUCAUGUACCACGCCAGGAACGCUGGUACGAGAACAGCGACGGCGAAGCAGCGGUCAUAGAUGAUAACAACAUAGCACGGUAAGCACUUAACAUUAUUAGCUGCAUUGCUCCGCUCAAAAACAAACUAUGGUGCUUCCCAUAUGCGUCACGGUUAACUAGAUGAUAGAGUAAUCUGAUUAAUUAUAAAAACAUUUCCCUUCAUUAUUAGAUCCCUUUUCGACUCAACGAUUGUAAAAAACAUCGGUUAUCAAGAUCUGAGAGAAAUGGAAGUAGAACCAAACGUGUCGAGGUCGAGCCCAGCAGACUCCUGCGCAGUCCAUCGUUCUUUUGUACGAGAUGAAGAGCAUGAACAAAUUGCAGUGCUGAGAGACCUCCGCCGAAGCUUCCGGUUGCCAUCAUCUUCAUCAGAAUUGUCGGACGAGGAGAAUAAUCGCUGUCAUUUGAAAUCAUGUAAGCCUCCAACACAUGACGAGGCAGAGCCGUCCCAGAAAUAUCAAAAGACACAAGCAGAAGAAGAGGAGGAGGAAGAACAAGAUUCAUCACCUGAAGAUGUUUUCCAAAUUAUUUCGACACAGACGGGUUGGGUUAUGAAUGACGACAAGUACAUGUACAAAGUAUACGAGCACAUUAGAUGGCGGUAAGCAAGAAUCUUGCAUACGUGUUCACGUUACUUCAAAUUUUUUAUGUAAAUUUUAUUUGACUUUUAGCAAGGAUUUUAAAUAACUAAACUUUCUUUAAAAGCACGCGCUUGCUUCUCUUUUUUUAAACAAAAAAGGCCACAUGUUCUAUUGUACCCAGCCCCAUUUUCUACAGAUGUCUUCAAAUAGCCUCACUAUUUUUCUCACUGCAACAUUCACGCAUUUAGGUCAAUCUUAGUUUUUCUGCCCACGAUCUCGCUAUAGUCAGACUGCUUUGUUUGCCCUGCCAAAAUAACAGUGAACAACAUCUUAAAUGUUAAUGUUUUUAUUAGAUUUCCUGCAGAACAACUACCUCAGCAGCCCACAUUGGCGUUCUGUGCAAGACAUGACGCUGCUAAACGCAGAGAAAAAGAUUUCUUCAGCAAACCCGAUCCCUACAUCGACGCAUGGAUGCUGUUAACCGGUCGCGUGCGCAAAGUGUUCGAUGUGAUAAAAUUCGUCAAAGUUCAUCCAGAUGUUGACCAUUUUAUAUUCGCAACCCGAAGAUGUUUGAAAUGCCCAAUUAUGCGUGAUGAGUGCCCUAUCAUUCAAGCGAAACAGAGAGUCAAUGAGCAAGAGGAAAAGGAGGCAGAACGUGUGCGAGAGAACGAAAGUUUAGCUACAAAAGGAGAAGUAGAGGAGGAGGAAGAACAGAAUUCAUCACCUGAAGAUGUUUUCCAAAUAAUUUCGACACAGACGGGUUGGGUUAUGAAUGACGACAAGUACAUGUCCAAAGUAUACGAGCACAUUAGAUGGCGGUAAGCAAGCAUCUUGCAUACGUGUUCACGUUACUUCAAUUUUUUUAUGUAAAUUUCAUUGACUUUUAGCAAGGAUUUUAAAUAACUAAACGUUCUUUAAAAACACGCGUUUGCUUAUCUUUUUAUACAAAAAAAGUGUCACAUGCUCUAUUGUACCCAGCCCCAUUUUCUACAGAUGUCUUCAAAUAGCCUCACUAUUUUUCUCACUGCAACAUUCACACAAUUCGGCCAAUCGUAGUUUUUCUGGCCACGAUCCCCCUAUAGUCAGAAUACUAUGUCUGCCCUGCCAAAAUAACAUUUAACAACAUCUUUAAUUUUAACGUUCUUAUUAGAUUCCCUGCAGAACAACUACCUCAGCGGCCAACAUUGGCGUUCUGUGCAAGACGUGAUGCUGCCAAACGCAAAGAAAAAGAUUUCUUCAGCAAACCCGACCCCUACAUCGACGCGUGGAUGCUGUUAACCGGUCGCGUGCGCAAAGUGUUCGAUGUGAUAAAAUUCGUCAAAGUUCAUCCAGAUGUUGACAAUUUUAUAUUCGCAACCCGAAGAUAUUUGAAAUGCCGAGUUAUGUAUGAUGGGUGCCCUAUCAUUCAAGCGAAACAGAGAGUCAAUGAGCAAGAGGAAAAUGAGGCAGCACGUACGCGAGAGAACGAAAAGUUAGCUACAACAGAUGCUGUCAGGUCUGCUAUCGUCGUGAAGCGAAAGCGCAAGUGCAAGCACUGA
Paramuricea clavata is the source of this 2625-nucleotide messenger RNA. The record is from the annotation of a GenBank genome assembly. Lineage: Eukaryota; Metazoa; Cnidaria; Anthozoa; Malacalcyonacea; Plexauridae.